Messenger RNA from Hippoglossus stenolepis (Pacific halibut), 2960 nucleotides. Its product is annotated as ceramide synthase 2. Gene Ontology annotation, molecular function: DNA binding; sphingosine N-acyltransferase activity. The transcript is spliced from 11 exons. Lineage: Eukaryota; Metazoa; Chordata; Actinopteri; Pleuronectiformes; Pleuronectidae. The record is from RefSeq and is a predicted model, not a curated record. Gene Ontology annotation, biological process: ceramide biosynthetic process. Gene Ontology annotation, cellular component: membrane. Bases 93 to 1301 code for a protein of 402 amino acids.
UUUUUUGUUGAUAAACACUGACCUUGUCGGGACCAGUGGACCUCGUGGGGACCAAACCCCGGUCCAGCUGAGGCAAAACUUAACUUCUCAGGAUGGAGGCCCUGUUAAACGAGUGGCUGUGGCAGGAGAAGUACUGGCUUCCUCCUGGUAUCCGCUGGCGGGACAUUAAGAUGAAGGAGGAAGACGGACGCUUUCCUCUACCCAGGGAUCUCAUCUACACCUUGCCUCUGGCCCUCGCCUUCAUAGCCCUCAGAUAUGUCUUUGAGAGGCUCGUCGCCGUCCCGUUCAGCAGAGUUUUAGACGUGAAGGAUCAGAUUCGGAUCCGAGCCGCUUCCAUCCCAAAGCUGGAGACCUUCUACAAACAGAACAGUCGGCAGCCAUCGCAAAGUGAGCUGCUGAGUCUGGGGAAGCAGUGUGGCCUCUCUCAGAGAAAAAUACAGACGUGGUUCAAACACAGACGGAACCAGGAUCGACCCAGCAACACCAAAAAGUUCUGCGAGGCCUCUUGGCGGUUCGUCUUCUACCUGGUUGCAUUCACCGCUGGGCUCGCCUCUUUAAUUAAUAGUGCGUGGCUGUGGGAUCACAGAGAGUGUUGGAGGGGAUAUCCCAAACAGCCCGUGGCCGAGGCUCAUUACUGGUAUUACAUCCUGGAAAUGGGUUUUUAUUUGUCGCUGCUGAUGUGCGUCUCUGUGGACGUCAAGCGAAAAGAUUUCAAGGAGCAGGUCAUUCAUCACAUCGCCACCAUAUUCCUCAUUGGUUUCUCCUACUGUGCCAACUAUGUGAGGGUUGGCACUCUGGUGAUGCUGGUGCACGACUCCUCUGACUUCCUGCUCGAGUCUGCUAAGAUGUUUCACUAUGCCGGUUGGACGAGGACGUGUGACUCUCUGUUUGUCGUCUUCGCUCUCGUCUUCCUUGUCACGAGGCUGGUGGUGUUUCCUAGCAGAGUGGUCCACACAACCCUGGUGGUGUCUUCAGAAUUCUUCCAGCCCUUCUUCGGUUAUUAUUUCUUCAAUGCUCUGCUGUUAGUGCUGCAAGCCCUGCACGUCUUCUGGGCGUAUCUCAUCCUGCGCAUGGUCUAUAAGUUUGUGUUCUCCGGCAAGGUGGAGCGAGAUGUACGCAGCGAUGAAGAGAGCGAAGUGGAGGAUGAAGAGGAGGAGCCUGAGGAAGAGGGAGACGAAUGCAGCUGGGAGCAAAGGAAGGGUGCCAUCAACUCCAAACUGGCAUCACUGGCGAACAACUGUGUCCUGAACAACCUGACCCACCAGAGGAAUAUAAACAGCAGACUGCCUAAAGCCAGAUAGUGGAGAACCCCCCCUCCUCCUCGUCCACCAAACCUCACUGGAUAAACAGUUGUUUCACCCAUCGCUGAUUGGAAAUGAACUUGUUUGUGAUGUAUGAUACACACACGUGGCUUGUGAACACAUAACAAGGUCCAUUGAAGAUUUCAGGUCAGGGUAGGUCUGCAUCCUAUUUAUCUUAAAAAAAUAAAGAGGGCAAAGAAGCACCGAUGAUUGUAAAUCUUAGGAAGACACCCCAUCAUGUCUCUCACCCUGACUAUUUUAAAUUGGCAAGACAAGGAGAGAGUAAAAAUGUAUUUUACGUCUACUCAUAAGUGUUGUUUUUCCAGAUUUUGUAUUUAGGUUGUUUGUUUUCAUUGAAGGAAAUCAACUUGUUUGUAAAUACCUAAGUGUAGAAACUCUGAUUCAUUUAUCCUUUCUUUGUUCAACAAGAGAAACUGAAUAUUUUAUACUAAAUGCAGCUGUUAUCUAAUAUGUGUUAUAAUGUGUUUUAAAUUAAAGCUAGAAUGAGGUAGUAAUGCACUCUCCCAGCUUUCACAUGCACAUUAUGGUUGAUUGUACUGAGGCUGUUAAAAACAUUGAUUGUAGUAAAAGUCGACAAACCACUUAAUAGAAUAUUUUUAUGAACCAUUUACCCAACAGAUUUUUAUUUUGUUUUAAUCUGUGGCGGAAUCCAUAAAAGUUCUUUAGGAAUAAAAAAAAAAUAUUUGUAAUGGCAUGGUUUGACUUGCUCUGUGGAUUUAGCCUGUUAUGUUGAAGAUAGAUUUUAGAAGAGAUGUGGCGCCCCCUUUUGCACAAAGAAGAACAUAUCUUAGUAGAGACGGCACUCCCCCAUGUCUCAAAAUGAUGCCUUUGGGAAAAAGUACUUAAAUCAGGUGUAUUGUGUGUGUGUGUGUGUGCGUGUGUGUGUGUGUGUGUGGCACCAUGAAUUCUCAAAGAUGCCUUGGCUGCUGUUUUUACACUGUUCUGUGACGAGCACUCGAUAUAUGACGCUCUGUGUGUUGGUAGGAUUACGUUUACUGGACAAACACAUGGACCAGGCCUUACUGUGACUGGUUUCAAUGUCACUGAGCUGGUGGUGACACCUGGUUAAGCCAUGAUAAAGACUAUAUGGGCAUUAGAAAGACAUGAGGGAAAUGUUAGAUAUUUUAGGUGGUGAAGUUGUCUCCAAAGGUCAAAUAGUCAAAGUCUCAGAUGAAGGAAAGCUUUGUUCAAAUGUAAAGAUUUUGUUGUUUUUAUGAAAGCUUGUUUUGAUACGACUAGACAGACACUAACACUAUACUGGAAACGGGGGAUUGCUUGGUUUUACUUAUCCAACACACUGGAACAACGAGCUGACAUCAGUCAUGUUAUAUAAUAUGUAUGUAAUGUUGUUUGGCUCCAGGUUAUCAAUUCACUGCUCUGCUCGUACACAGUUUGUCAUCCACUACCAAAAACUAAACUGGUACAGGAACUUAAAGGGCUGAUCCACUGAAUGACACACCUGUGAUGCCACAAAGAUACUAAUAUUUAUUACAGAGAGAAAUAUAAAGUGCAUAACCAGAAAAUGUGAGGAGAUAUGUCAUGUUUCCAUCUUUUGAGUUACAUUUGACUGUUCUCUUAUGAGUGUACAAGGAUGCUCUAUUGAUCUGUGGAAAGUUUUAAUAAAUUAUAUUGAAGAAA